Colletotrichum higginsianum IMI 349063 is the source of this 2484-nucleotide messenger RNA. Its product is annotated as NIMA interactive protein. The record is from RefSeq and is a predicted model, not a curated record. The transcript has 2 exons. The coding region runs from base 1 to 2484 and encodes 827 amino acids. Lineage: Eukaryota; Fungi; Ascomycota; Sordariomycetes; Glomerellales; Glomerellaceae.
AUGGCGGACAACGACAAUCUGCGUACGGCGUCGCUGUACAUCAACAAUCAGUUGCUCUCGCGAGGUCUCCUUCGCGAUGGCCAGACAAUCAACUUCGCCGAUCCGGAGGACAACCCGGGCGGCACCGAGGCCACCAUGGGCAAGAUCAUGAGCAUUGUCAAUGAUUUGAUCUUGCGCAGAGACCGCGACGCCGAGAACCGCGAGAACCUCUCCACCACCCUGCGCACCGUCCGCGCCGAAAACCUCCGAUACACGAACGACAUAUCACGCCUUUCGGAGAAGAACACCGAGGCCCAGCGGAAGCUCGACAUCAGCGAGGCCACCGAGAACACAUUACGAACCCAGCUCAAGUCGGCCGACGCCGCCGUCCGCGGUCUCAAGGACGAGGUGGCUCGCGCCAAGACCCUAGUGGCCCAGACCCGCGCCUCAUGCGCGACCGAAGUCCGACGCCGCGACCGUCAGAUUGACGGUUUGAAGAAGCAACUCGGCGACGCCGGUCGUCCCCGCGGCGCCGCAAAGAGCUCGGCCGUCACCGUCAUCAGCGUUGUCGCCGGCGAGGGCGAGGAGAAGGUGUCACCCAGACGCGUGGGUAAGGCCGGCGCGAGCACGGACGACUCCAACUACGGCCUUCGCAGCGAGACGAACGAGUUCCUGACGGAUCUGGCGAGAAACCUGAGCGAUGAAAACGAAACCCUCCUGGCCCUGGUCCGACGGACGACGAAACGCCUGCGCGAAAUGAGCGGCUGCGAUGUCCGGACAAGUCAAGGUGAUGGGCAUGCCGUCGCACUCCCCACCGCCGAGGACGUGACUUUCGAGCUGGACGCCAUUCUUGAGCAUCUGCGCUCCAUUCUGACGAACCCCUCGUUCGCCCCUAUCGAGGAGGUCGAGAUCCGUGAGGAGGAGAUUGCCCGCCUGCGCGCCGGCUGGGUCAAGAUGGAGAACCGCUGGCAGGAGGCCGUCCACCUCAUCGAUGGCUGGCGGCGGCGUAUGGUUGCCGACGGCAAGUCUGUCAACAUGGAGGAGCUCAAGAUGGGUCUUCGACUGAGCCCCGUGCGCGUUCGCGAUGUUGAGGAGACGCAACAGGGCGGAGUGGACAUGCAGGAGCUUUCAUGCGUCCAGGAAGAGUGUACUGCUGACCUUGAAGAGUACGAAGGAGAAGACCAGGAAGAGGAGGAGGAGGAGGAAGAAGAGGACCAGUCUAUGCCCGACUCUCCCUGCCCCGCUCCGCAGAGAGUCGAGUCUCUGCAUCUCGUUCCCGCUCCGGACCGACACUAUGCGGCUCCCGAAGAGGAAGAAUGCAACGAAGAGGACCAACAGAGCGACUAUGAGUCGAGUAUCUUUGAGGACGCCAACGUUGAAGAAGUCGACGUGGAGGAGCCCAAUGUCCAGAUCCUCCAACAGUCUACUGCUUUCCUGAGCUCUCCUCCUCUGCCGCCUCCUCCUCAGCUGAGCCCGCUCCGCGAAAUGCCAUCUGCCGGCAACCGCGAUGCCCGGUCGAGGCGCGAGAGACAGGGAGACCAUCACAUGACGGCGGUCGAGAAGCAUCGCACCAUCCGCGCCGUCGACACCGCCGCUCCCAAGCCGCCGCCCCAUCUCGUCCAGCUCCCGAGAUCCCCGCAGAAGCAUUCUCACCCAGUUGACGACCGCUCCCGCACUACUUCUGCUGCCUCGAUCGAAUCCAGCUCAACCCACAACGGCGCGCCCCUCAUCACACCAUCCGGAACCCCGCCACCGCCCGAUGUGAACAAAACACCUACAGCUCGCAAGCUUCCAAAGCCGCCGCGUUUGGUGGCAGCAGCAGCUCCUGCGGCGCCGUCGCCCGUGGUAUCCGCACCAAAGGAGAACCUGUCUCCAGUCAAGACUGUCCGCACAGUUUCCCAGGAGAGCCAGGAGAGCUUAACCAGCCAGGAAAGCUGCGACAUGGCGCCUCCUGCGCCUGCCAUACAGCCCAACGACACCAACAAAGCCGCGACACCGCACCGUACUCCUCUCCGUCGCGUCCCCUCCCGUCUCCCCCUCCCUCGUCCAUCGGACCCGCCACCACAGCAGAGUCCCCUGACGAUGGCCACCAUCGCAGCCAAGCUUGCCGCCUCCGAGCGCGAAGCCGACGCAGCACGCGUCCGUGCCAAGCUCAAGGCCGCCCGCGGAGGCGCCCUCAGCAAACCCACGCCCGCGACCCAGCAGCAGCAACAGCCAAUGCCGGCCCCUCCCCCGCCAGAGACCAUCGUGGCGAUGCCAGCAGAGCCGCAGCACCUCAACGGCUCGCCCGCGAGGACAACGUCGGAGGACCAAGACCUCGACCCCGUCAAGCGCGAUCUCCCGCAGGACGAGGACCAGGAACAUGCGCAGCCGCAGCCCGUGAAGCGCAAGCGCGACAGGCGCGCGAGCAAAGUUGCGUCGCGGAGGCGGAGCACGCUCAGCCCGUGGGAGAUGGAGAGUCUCAUCUCGGGUCAAGUCGCUGUCCCACCAUCGCCUUCGCGGUGA